GUAGUCUGCCAUAAAACUUUGACGAAGAAGAACUUCCGGUUCUCGUUGCUUGCUUACUUUCUCCACUAAAAAGCCGAAGCGUGUGCUUUCUUAGGAAAGAGUUUAGCCAACUAACUAGCUAACCUUACAGUACACGUGAAGACUACCUAAUAUGGGUCGCCGCAAGUCCAAGCGAAAGCCCCCUCCAAAGAAGAAGCUUACUGGAAAUUUGGACACUCAAUUCACCUGUCCAUUCUGCAAUCACGAAAAGUCCUGUGAUGUGAAAAUGGAAAGGACCAGAAAUACUGGGAUAAUAUCAUGCACAGUUUGCCUGGAGGAGUUCCAAACCCCCAUUACCUAUCUGUCAGAGCCUGUGGAUGUGUACAGUGAUUGGAUAGACGCUUGUGAAGCAGCCAAUCAGUAGCUCAGGCUCACCGGGGCUGAAGACAUCACAUUGGAACAGGAAGCUGAUUAGAGGUGGCUCUCGUCUGCUUCUCACCAAUCACUGCCCGUCUACAGCCCAACAUAAUGGUCCCGUUCCAGGCCGACUACGUUGCAGAUGUUGCAUUGCAUCAACCAAGUGUUGCGUGCCAUGUCGUCAACUGCAGUUGGGCAUCAUAUUGCUAUAUCAUGUCGUGGUUAGCUGAUAUGUGAAACAACUAUCAAGUCGUUGUGAGAUCUGGCAGAUGCCUGCAAUGUAGCGGCCUCCGACCCUUACCUCACCACACAUCUCCCACACUAGUGACCUGGCGUCCACCGAGACGGUCAGACCAGUCUGUCUUGCAUAGCUAUAGUUCAGUCCAGAGACAUAUAUAGGUAGCGUCCCAAAUGGCACCCCGUUCCCUAUGUAGGGCACUACUUUUGACCAGCUCCCAUAGGGCUCGGGUGGACAAUAGUGCACAAUAUUGGGAAUAGGGAUGCAGCCAUAGAGGUAUAUAUGACUGGUUAAGUCAACCUAUUCCCCUACUCACCGUUUGUUUUAAUUUAUACAGACCUCAUCUUACAAGCUGUCAGUCGUCAUGGCUCCUAGUUUACUGGUCGGAUUAUACAGUUAGUAGCUGCUGUGGGGUCAGUUUUUGUUUCACCACAAUUCAUUUUUACUCUCCCCCGUGUACAGUUCUAGAGAUACCCCAUUGGAAUGACCCAACACUGUGGUAUUGUGUAUAUUCGGUGUAACUCUUGAGUGUGUUUUUAUGCAGAGUAACUUGUCACUAGUGGGGUGUUCCAGAAAGCAGGAUCGUUAAGUUAGCCAGCUAACUUUGAUAUGCAGUUAAAUAUAUCUCUUCAUCUUUUUAUUUAGAAAGCUAAACUUGAAUAAGGGUUGUUGUUGGUUGUCAAGUCAAUUAUACCAUGAGAAUUUCAAGUUUGAUUUUUUGGGACAGUUAGCUGGCUAAGUCAUUGAUCCUGCUUUCUGGAACAGUCCAAACACUCAAGUAGUUUUAUGUCAAGUGGUUUAUGAAAUAUUUUCUAUGAAUAUCCAAGGUCCUUUUUCUAAAUGAUAGAAUGGUUAAGGUAUCUCCCUGAAGACAUGUUGCACCAUUCCUUUGUUAGAGAAAAUGGACUAAAGGGGGAGAGGUAGAACGGUACAUACACACCAGGUAAACAGUAGGUCCAAAUUAUUAUUAUUAUUGAUUUGAAACUAUUAUUGAUUUGAUUAUUUUUAGUUUUUCAAAUGAUAAGAAAAUUGCCAAUGAUUUGCAAUUGGUUGCCCUUUGUAAUAUUGUAAUGACUUUUAUUUUCAAUGUGACAAAUUAAAAAGUGUUGUAUUUUGACACCCACAA
Coregonus clupeaformis (lake whitefish) is the source of this 1760-nucleotide messenger RNA. Its product is annotated as transcription elongation factor 1 homolog. The coding region runs from base 152 to 403 and encodes 83 amino acids. Gene Ontology annotation, cellular component: transcription elongation factor complex. The transcript is spliced from 4 exons. NCBI's taxonomy places the organism in Eukaryota, Metazoa, Chordata, Actinopteri, Salmoniformes, Salmonidae. The record is from RefSeq and is a predicted model, not a curated record. Gene Ontology annotation, molecular function: RNA polymerase II complex binding. Gene Ontology annotation, biological process: transcription elongation by RNA polymerase II.